Messenger RNA from Drosophila subpulchrella, 1011 nucleotides. RefSeq lists its product as uncharacterized. NCBI's taxonomy places the organism in Eukaryota, Metazoa, Arthropoda, Insecta, Diptera, Drosophilidae. The record is from RefSeq and is a predicted model, not a curated record. The coding region runs from base 122 to 949 and encodes 275 amino acids. The transcript has 2 exons.
UUGACCAUGUGGCAACUCCGCAACGCUUAAACACAUUUCGCUUAGAUUUUAAAAAGACUUUUUAAUUUUCUCUUGGACUACUUGGUUUUUUGAGUUGAUUUUAAAUCAACCCACUGCUGAAAUGGCCCGCACUGAGCUUGAGAAGAAGGCCAAGCGCCAGGGCAAGAAACGCAAGCACGAGACGGCCGAGAAUGCGGAACAUGCGGCCAGCGACGACGAGGUGGCCAACAAAAGUCUGAUUGUGGAGCCACAGGUGGAGCAACAGGCGGCUGCAACAGGUAAACCCCCCAAGAGGCGUCAAAAGGGCGACGAAGCCUUGGCCACCAAGAAACGCAGCAAGAAACACGCCGCGGAGGAGCAGGUGGCCCCCAGUGGUGUCGAGGAAGAUGCCCCACAGAAGCCUCUAAAAAGAAAACAAGCUCAGGAGGCAAACAAAUCCCAAAAGCAGAAGCGCAGCAAGCAGGAAACCAACUCGGAAGACGACGAAGAGGAUUCCCAGCCAACAGAGGAGCAACUUAAGGAGGCUGCUCGUCCGGAAAACGCCAAUGCGGUAGUCACCGUUCGCCAAAAGAAAAAACAGAAGCACCAACAGCGCCUCGAAGCCCAAAAGAAUCAAAACUCCAACAAGGAGGCCAAGAUCAACAAGGAAUACUUAAUAAAAUGGAAGGAAUCUCGUCAGGAGUGGAAAUUCAACAAACUCCGGCAGAUUUCCAUCCAACAGACCGCCUUCGAUGAGGAGAAACUGGAUGCUGAGCUGUGGCCCACUGCUCUGGAGUAUUUGGCCAGUUCUCAGGGUGCAGCGCGCUCAAAGAUUAGCCAACUGGCCGAGGAGGUGAUCCAAAAACUGGACAAGGAGGGCGAAAAGCUGGAGGAUGAGGCCGAAAGGCAGAAACUGAUCGAGUCCACCCGUUACCAGCGGGCACGCGAUCUCCUCCAAAGCUUCGACUAGUUGUCUAUGUUAGUUGUUAAUGUUUGCCCUUAGAUUUAAAUAAAGAGAGCCUUUCUAUUUUA